Messenger RNA from Symbiodinium pilosum, 1998 nucleotides. The record is from the annotation of a GenBank genome assembly. NCBI's taxonomy places the organism in Eukaryota, Dinophyceae, Suessiales, Symbiodiniaceae.
AUGACCAAGAAGCAAGUUGCCGGGUACAGUCUUGAGAGGCGCAUCGGGAAAGGCUCCUAUGCCACCGUCUGGAAGGGCCGUGACGAUAGAAAUGAGCACGUUGCUGUCAAGGCUUGGCAGCCGGUGCUAUCGGAGAAGCUCUUUGGAUGCCAAUUCCACGCUGAGGUCAUCAGCCGCCAGACUGUGACCGAGACCGCGCAGCUUCGGCAGGAGGUUGAGGUCCUGAGGAAGAUAUCGCACCCUAACAUCGUUCGUUUCCGAGACUUGAAGAAGAGCGCGGCGCACUUCUAUCUUGUGCUGGAGUAUUGUGCUGGAGGGGACUUGUCAAUUUUUCUGCGAGAGAAGGGCCGGGUGCAAGAAGAGACCGCGCGGAGAUUUCUGACACAGAUAGCAGAAGGACUCUCGGUUCUGCACCAGGUGAAUGUCCUCCAUCGCGAUUUGAAACCGCAAAACAUCCUUCUCAGCGACAGUUCCAUGGACCCAGUUCUCAAGAUUGCAGAUUUCGGAUUUGCACGUGCUCUUCCUCCGCAAGACAUGGCAGCCACCGUCUGCGGCUCGCCUUUAUACAUGGCUCCUGAGAUUCUGCGCCAUGAGCCCUACGAUGCAAAAGCCGACUUGUGGUCAGUUGGUGCCAUAUUGUUCGAGCUACUUAUGGGAAGGACACCCUUCUCUGGGGCAAACCCUAUGCAGCUGCUGGCCAACAUCGAGAAAAGCCCAGAGAUCUCCUUUGAGGGCGUGCAGCUCUCCAAUGAAGGCCAAGAAUUUCUUGGGGCGCUGCUGGUAAGUCCAGGACAGAGGCUUUCGAGCCAGGCUUUCAUGCAGCAUCCUUACGUGCGUCUAUCUUCCACAGCAUUGACGCCAGUUGCAUCUGUGACGGAUGAGAGCCCCAGCCCACCGAGCAUUGUGGGGAACCAGGAGAUGGCAUCUGAGGGCAGCUUCAUCAUGACGGACUGGGUGUCUGAUCCGAAGGAGUGUCUGCCCAAGUCGGGUGCGGCUUCACCAGUUCUGGCAUCACCGGUGUCCUGCCACUCGCCAGAGGAGAGCCCACGCGAUGCUGUAGAAGCUCAUGGCGGCUUCGUCACAGCCAGCAGCAGUGCCAGUGGCCAAGGGGAUGCAGCUCCUGGCGAGAACAACGAACCCAUCAAGAAGGUCGAGGAGCUCUCUGCAUCUGAGGCAGCCAGACCGCAUUCUGAGACUCGCGGAAUGUCUGGCGGAUCUGGACCAUCGAAUGCUGACACCAUGACCGGAAAGGUCUCGCCUUUCAUGGCUCAGGUCAUCGCCGAAGCUUGCAGAGAUCGGCCUAAGGAGUCCGGUGCAGAUACUCGUGACGAGGCGCCUGCAGCUCCGAACUACUUCCGGAUACGGAGGAACGGCAGCGUUGACGAGGAGUAUGUUGUAGUGACCUCAAAUACUCCAACAUCUUUCGCACGCGGGAAGGGUCCUACACCCGCGGCUGCCGCAAGUGGAUUUUGCAGCAACCUGAGUCGGAUUGCGCGCGCUCUGGAGCAGCUCGCCAUGAGGCUCGUGGAACAUGCACCUUUGGAAGCAUUGUCGCUUCUGCUACGGGCUUUAGCACUUCUUGAAAAAGCUCUUAAAGUGUCUUUGGAUGAUGAGCAAAUGGGAGCACCAUUGCGUAGCGACUUUUCCCGGACGUUGGCUUCUGCUGAGGAGGUUGAGAAGCAGCUUAAGGCUGCAAUCUCCACAGAGUCUGCAGCCGCUCAACCGAACCGGGCAAUCUUUGAGUCUGCGGUGCAGUAUGCGAAAGAUGCCGCGGUUGUUCUUUCCAAGGGUCACGAGGCGGGUGGCUGGGAAGCCGCCUGUCAUGAGAAGCUUACCUUGGCUCUGCUCUUGCUGGAGCUCCUGGGCAGUGAAGCAGAGGGCGAAGACGUCCCUGCCAUUGCGGGAUACACAGCACCCAUCGCCCAGCUUGCGGCCGAGAUUGAGCGGCGCCUGAAGGGGCAGACCGGCGCAGCAAGUCGGUCCGGCAGCAAGACAUGA